UAGGCACUAGCGGGCCGACGGGCGAUCUCGGCACUAAGAUCAAACCCGUCAUCGCUCGAAGUUCUUUGCCUUCUUCGAUGACUAAAGGAAUUGGAACAUUACUUUCGCAUCCAGACGGCAAGUGCUUCCGCAUGAGGGUCUACCUUCGUCCACUACUGAAAAUCCCUGUACUUCACCCCAACAUGUGGCCCGGCGUACGAUGAGUGCGAAGAAGUUCAAGUCGCAAGCCAGCAGUGGCCGUGCCAUCUCAGGCUUUGGGUUUGGAGGCUCUGCUCUUGGAACAACACAUUCUUCAUCACUUUCGUACAUCCAAGAGCCGCCAGACUACUCGACGAUCACGAAUGCCAAUACUAUCGUUGCUUUCAAGAACCUUUCGAAGAAGGAUAGUACGACCAAAGUUAAAGCUUUAGAGGAGAUUCAAGCUUAUAUAACGAAUGUUGAUACUGACGUUGAAGAUGGCUUGCUCGAAGCAUGGGUCAAACUCUACCCUCGCCUUUCUAUUGACAGUGCCCGACGUGUCCGACAACUAGCGCAUGUCGUCAACGGGUAUGUCUGCUCGAAGGCUGGGAAGCGAAGUGGCAGACAUCUUCCGAGCAUUGCCGGCCCAUGGCUUGCUGGCAGCCAUGACACAGAUCGCGCCGCGGCAAAGGCUGCUCAGGAUGCUUUUGCCCUCGUCUUCCCAACUCCAGAGAAGGUUGCCGGGCUGCGAAGGACAUUUCAGGGUGCCAUCCUAGCGUACUGCCGGGAUUCAUUGUUCCACGAAACUGUCCAGACGCUCAAUGAUGAGCGGACUGUCAGCCCGGAUGAUGCAGAUGCAACGUACGCGAGGGUUGUCUCUACAAGCAUGGCAGUCAUUACGGCUCUGCUCAGUGAGCUUGAUUCGUCGGAGGUUUCAAAGCAGCAAGUUCUGUACGACGAGUUGUUCAGUAACCCAAAGCUCUGGGAGUUUGGUUGUCACGCAGAUACUGGUGUCCGGCGGACUGCGCAUAGAUUGCUGCAAGCAACGCUACAAAAGCAGCCGGAUAGUCUUCGUGACCACCUUAAGCAGUUGAGCACCGCAUACGUCUACAAGGGUCUCAUUUCGGAUCAAACUGGCUCUGCCGCUGACUACAUGACGGCGCUAGAUGCUCUGACCCGCCAAUUCCCUUCCAUAUGGACAACGGAGUACAGCGGCAAGAAGUCUGCAUUGUCCCGUCUGAAGCAGUGCUUGAAGCAUGGCUCAAGGUCUGGAUCCUCAGACUACUGGACGGUGACCAGAUCGCUCUUCCAACAUAUUCCGCAGGAAGUGUUGCCAAGUUCUGCGGAGGAUGCAAAAGAGCUGCUCUUAGCAGCACGCGACGGAGUGACGCAGAGGGACGAGCGUUUCAAUGCAUCGGGGGCAUGGCAAGCUUAUUACGCUCUGCUCGAUCGCAUCGUGCGCAAUUUACAUGAGGAAGACUGUAAGAAGCUUCUUGACACUUGCGCUUCGCCUAUCGUACGGCAGUAUCUGCAGCCAUCUCCGGAGACGGUCGAUUGGACGGUCGCAGGCGCGAAGCCCUCAGCACUCGUGGCCAGGCUGGUCCACAUUGACGCUGUCUUGCCCAUGCUACAGGUGGACCUAGCCCACUUCGCAGAUGAGUUGGUCAACACGGCGAAGAUGUCGCAACCGCAGCAAUCCAAAGAUUUUGCCAAGUCACAGCUACAUGUUGCUUCAUGUGGAGAGCGCUGGGCUUCACUACAGAGGGAAUUAUAUGCUCAGCGACCGUCAGCAUCCUUGAGUCGAUUCCUUGACGCAACCAAUGUUCAAGUACUCAAGGAGUGUGCACAGCUGCUUCAAGCUAGGCAGGGGAAGCCAUUUGGCACGGCGGCCAUCGUUGAAGAGCUUCUCAGGGGCUGUGGAGCGCAGCUGCAGCUAGCAAAUAACUUCCCGGAGAUCAUCCAAGACCUGCUGAUGACCGAUGACUUCAGCUGGGUGCACUGGCCCUCGAACCGGCAACUGGUCGGGUGUUUACUUUCUGUGCACGACCAGUCAUAUUUCGGCGCGCUGUACGAGGGUGCGUUGAUGGCCGCACUUCGUGACACCAGUGAGUCUCCGACUUCGAUGGUGCGGGUGCUUUUGCCACAGAAUGCGCCCCAAGAAGCGCUUUCACUCGCAAAGGCGAAUUCCCAGCUACAGGAGCUUGUCAUGAGCAGCCUAAGCGCCUCCGCAGAUGAAGCAGAGAGAUUUCUGUUUACUGAGCUAUACGCAAUUGGCGCAGUGAGCGACGAAACGGCGAAUGAAGGCGUAUCACAAUUGAUCAGCAACCUCGUGAAUAACAACAACCCUGAAAACUUGCGCUCGAGUCUUGAUCUCCUUGCCGCAAUAGACGACCGACUACUACAGAGUAUAGUCACCAAGCCUCAAGGACAGGAGCUUUUACCGAACCUUAUUCGCAUAGAAGAGGUUGAGACAGCUGAAGAUGUGGUGGAGAAAGCAGCGGCAUUGAUUUCACGGUUAUCGACAGCCGCGAAUGGUCACGUCGGCUUCGAGACCAAACUCGAUGUCGUACGACAGGGGCUUCAGCGUGCAUCGCUCAAAUCCCUGUCGGUCGACAGUCUUCGGGAUCUGACGCAGAGGUUGCUUGGUGCCGAUGGGAAAGUUGCUGAAGUGCACACUGUCUUGCCGGACGUUGCUAGUUGGAGGGCUACAGUGAUGGCCACGGUAAGAGCUCCGAAGCCAUCGCUCGCGGUUUUGAGUUCUCUGGGAGGCUGCGUGCACCUUGUGCAAGAUCUCAACGCUGCCAACGACUUUGUCGUGCAGACAGACAGUGAAGGCUUCUCACAGGCGCUAAGAGUGGCGAUGUACUUGGUAAGGUGUUGCAAGGUAACUGACGAUCCUACUACCGCCGCUCUGCUCUAUAUGACCGUACUCUUGGCUGAAGACAACCUAAGCAUUCCAGGAACCAACGCUCUCUGGGAUUCAACCCUCGCUGAAGAUGUAGCGAUCGUUGACUUUGUCACGGAAGGUAACAGCUACCUUGGCUGGUACUGGGAAGCCACUGGACUAUCCGACGAGACGAAAGCAGACUUCCUUUCAGCUCUUGUGGGAAUGCAGGAAGGCUACAGCUCAUACUCUGCGAUGGCUUAUUAUGUGUCGCUCGCACAAGCUAGAGUCAACGCCAACUACUUCGGAACGCACCAUAAUGCCGAGCAAGUGAAGCAUAGCGAAGCUGAGUUAACCCGGCAACGAUCCGAAGGAAAUACUCUAGCCACCACAGCUUGUAUUGUUGGCUUGCAGCAACCAUUGGCUGGCACACAGACACUGACACGGCUGCUGAACGCACUUGUGGCUGGUCUGACAGAUGCAGAGCUCCAAGCAUCAUCGCUCGAGCAAUUCAUCCUUCUCAACAGCAUUCUCUCCGCCCACGAUGACGCUGUGUCGUCCAUUGCGAAGCAGCGACUGGUCUUCUUGGUCAAGCAUCUGGUUGUGUCAGUGCAGAAUGCCGUGGACCCAGUGAUUAGUAGCGAGACUUGCAAGGCCUUGACACUUCUACUACCUGGUAUGCAAGACAUGUACGGUGAACACUGGGCACAAUGUGUAUCAUACAUCAUCAAGACGUGGGCCACUAUGAAGCCGGAGCAUGAGCCGACGGAUGGGUGGACACUGGUAAUGAACAGUACGUUGCGAUUGCACAGUGUGCUACGGAAGCUUUCGAAACAUGAGGACCCCAAUGAUGAUCUUCUAGACGCACUGAAAGAUCACGAGCGAGACCUUUCUACAGGCCUUGUCGGUUUACUUUUGACCCGCAGUGGCGUUUCGGACGGUUCAAACCAGCCGCUCCUAGUCACCCACGAGCUUCUUGCACGGCAGGUUACCCAGGUGUUACGCGGCAAGACGUUAAAAGACGCAUCGAUGCUAUACCCGUUGUUGUACACGCCAUCUCGCUCAGUCCAGCACGCGACGUUCGAGCUACUGCAUCAGCAUAUCCCGGUGGCGCAGGAGCAGAUCUCGUUUGAUGCUGCCUUGGAGAACAAGACACCGCAUCUGCCAGACGAGCUUCUUUCUUUAAUCCUGGAGUCGCCUACCCUUGAAUCUCUCAUCGAUGCCUCCUUUGAUGGCGGAAUGCCGGUGCAGCUUGCAGGGUAUCUGUACAGCUGGCGGCUGAUUUUCGACCACUUCGAAGGCUCUAGCUAUCGAGUCAAGUCCGACUAUACGGAGCAGCUCAAAGACGGCACGUAUCUGCCUGACUUGCUUCGCUUCACAUUUGAUUUUAUUGGCCACACGCGUGGCAAGCCCGUUGAGAUAUCGAGGUUUGACGUCCGCGCUUAUACGCCUGAUGAAGAACCGAACCCCGAGCGCGACGUACAAUGGUUGCUCAGCCACCUCUACUACCUUGCACUUACGAAUGUGCCCGGCCUUGUCAGAAGUUACUAUCUUGAUCUCCGCUCGCGCCAGACUUCUCAAGCUGUGGAAAGCUGGACCGCUAAGCACGUCAGCCCGUUGAUUAUUGAGAGCUCGCUGCGAGCCGUGGCUGAGUGGGCGGAGAAGAGCGUCAAAGAAGAUCCUGAGUACGAGAAGAUGAGUGUCAAGGUCGGCAUGAGAAGUAAGGAGAUCAAUGUCAGUUAUGUUGUUGAUGAGCAGACAAUGGCCAUCAAGGUUGUCCUCCCGGACGCGUAUCCACUGGCCGCUGCCAGAGUGGAAGGCGUCAGUCGAGUGGCGGUCAAGGAGGAGAAGUGGCAGUCUUGGUUGCGGAACUGCCAAGGUGUCAUCACGUUUUCAAACGGCUCGAUCAUCGACGGGCUCUCGGCAUGGCGGAAGAACGUCGUUGGGGCACUCCAGAAUCAAACGGAAUGCGCUAUCUGCUACUCCUUGGUUAGUGCCGACAAGCAGCUGCCGACCAAGCGCUGUAUGACCUGCAAGAAUGCUUUCCACGCAAGCUGCUUGAUCAGGUGGUUCAAGACGAGCAAUGCCAGCACCUGUCCGCUAUGCCGCUCAUCCUUUCAGUUUUCGUAGAUUGAAGUCCACAUUCGGCGUGAGAAGCAGACGAUCUUGGCAUGUUG
Baudoinia panamericana UAMH 10762 is the source of this 5019-nucleotide messenger RNA. RefSeq lists its product as uncharacterized. Gene Ontology annotation, molecular function: ribosomal large subunit binding; zinc ion binding; ubiquitin protein ligase activity. NCBI's taxonomy places the organism in Eukaryota, Fungi, Ascomycota, Dothideomycetes, Mycosphaerellales, Teratosphaeriaceae. The record is from RefSeq and is a predicted model, not a curated record. Gene Ontology annotation, cellular component: RQC complex; cytosol. The transcript is spliced from 5 exons. Gene Ontology annotation, biological process: ribosome-associated ubiquitin-dependent protein catabolic process; rescue of stalled cytosolic ribosome. Bases 200 to 4972 code for a protein of 1590 amino acids.